CGGCCUUAGUAGUACUAGUCAGGACGUGCGAAGGCACACCGUACCGCAGUGACGAGUGUUAUACUGCUGUUUCACCUCAUUUUCGCUACUCAGAAGCACAAAUGGAUUGGGUGCUUUUACUCUCGCGGCUUUGCAUCGUUGUUACGAUUGCAAGCAAUGGAGGAGGAAUACCCAUCUUUGUUGAUAUCAUCCGCAAGGGAACCACUCACUCUGUGCCUUUUCUGCCAUUUUUGGCCGGCUUUGUCAGUAACACAGCUUGCCUGGGCUAUGCAAUGCUGCGGGCCGACAGCGUCCUGCUUAUUGUCAGUGGGGUAGGAAUAACAAUGAGUACCAUCUAUGUCUCCUUGUUUCUCUUCUUCAGUUGUCAAAAGAGUACCACUUUUAAGCAGCUCAUGUUCUCUGGCGUGGGGAUUCUCUGUGUUUAUGUCUACCUGACGCGCAUCAUCCGUGAGCCGUAUGCUGUUGAGAUCCAGCUAGGGCUGUUGGUCACAUUUUUCAUCACGUGCAUGAACAUAGCACCCAUUGCAGAUAUGGGUAACCUUCUCAAGAAGCAGUCCAGUGAAGGGCUGUCUUUAUCCAUGGCCUCUGCCAUCUUUGUCACUUCAGUGCUCUGGGUGCUGUACGGCAUUGCAGUCAAUGACAUAGCACUGUCGGUGCCAAGUAUAUCUGGUGUCGUGUCUGGCUCAAUUCAGUACUACCUUCUGUGGUGUUACCCGUCUUCUGGCAAGGCCAUCAAGUCCGAGUGAAAAAGAAACACUCUCCCAUUUUGUCUCCAGUUGCUAGCCACUCAUUCCCGCCAUUUUUUAGUAAUCUUAAUGAGUGGCAGACAAGAGAAUCAUGCAGUUUACUCUGUGAUUUGGGUGUAAGACAUAAAUUGCUUAGUCAGGGAGUCAGUUUUGUUGAGUGAUGUUUUACCUCAGGCUGUGCUCUGUCCCACCAAAAUACCUCUGCUUCACCAAAGCACCAUGUAUAAAAUGAAUUUUAGCAGUUAACAAUAUUAUAGAAUUUGCCUUAAAAAGAUUGGUAUUUUAUUGGUCACUGUAUUCUGUGCAUGAUUAUGGUACACACAACAUUUCAAUUUGCAAGGCUGUUAAUGUAUUAUCCUUGUUCAAUGGGCCCAUAAACUUUUCUAAAACAAUCUCAGCUCCUGGCGAGUAUGUGGCUCAAAUGCAGCCUCUUUAGAUACAAAACAAGCAAGCCCCAACAACCAUCUCUGCCCACAUAGGUACAAGUACAUUUUGUGCCGUAGAUGGAGAGGCAAGUAGGGUCAACAUGACUUCCCAAAGGAGGCAGCAUGUAACCAGCAGCUGAAUUGGAACCUUAGACCCUAUGAUCGCUAGUUGCAUUAGGCCACACUCCCCUUGAUGGGAUCUGCCUACUAAAAUGUAAGAGCCUAGAGUUGAGUGGCUUGAGCAAAUAUUCAGUCAUUACAGCAAAUCUAACACCUACUAAUUCCUAAAUACACUGUACAUGUACAUGCACAGUUUUUGCAUUCAAUUUGACCACACUGCCAGUCCUUCAGAAAAACAGUGAUUAAGCAGUUGACUCUGUCUUCUCAGAGAGAAUUUCGGUUCAGAUACAGAAGUUUGUGUUAAGGUGUCUUUAAUUUCUAUUACUCAAUCAUGGAUUAAAUAGAUCAGAUGAAAAUAACUUUCUAAUACAGACAUUUCUAGAUUACCAAAAAAGGAGAGUAUAAAAUGCAUCAUGGAAUGCAUGAUGUUUGAUUUCUUGCUGUGGUCUAUCGAGAUGUUGGGUCACGGAGGGGGAUGGAAUUUUUUUUGAAAGUCUGCCAGUUUUUUCCAUUCAUGAAAGAAUCCUCACACUCCUCAACAAAGGUGGUUGUACAAUAUCUAAAAGGCUGACACUUUUAAUCCCUGAAAAAAAAGGAAGCACGUCCCCCCCCCAUAUGCCCCCGGUACGUGGCCUAGUUCACAUACCGACCAAUGAGCAUGCAUUUAAAAAUCCAGAUUUUUCCUUAUAAAUA
Acanthaster planci (crown-of-thorns starfish) is the source of this 1984-nucleotide messenger RNA. RefSeq names its product sugar transporter SWEET1-like. The record is from RefSeq and is a predicted model, not a curated record. Gene Ontology annotation, molecular function: sugar transmembrane transporter activity. NCBI's taxonomy places the organism in Eukaryota, Metazoa, Echinodermata, Asteroidea, Valvatida, Acanthasteridae. Gene Ontology annotation, biological process: carbohydrate transport. Gene Ontology annotation, cellular component: membrane.